UUUCACAGUCCAGUCCAAUAAAACUCAGAUUCUUCUCCCUCUUCAAGCUUCCAUUUUAGCUUCGUCUCAGAAACCCUAAAGCCUUAAAUUUCCAUCGGAGAAAAGGGGGCUCUACAAUUUAGCUUUACCAGUUCCAAAGAAAGGGAUAAAGUUAUGGCAUUAAAUCAAAUCAGAUCAUUGAAAAGUGUCAUUAUUGCCAAGGAUGCAGUUGGUGUGGGACAACGAACAUUUUCUGCUGCUUCUGGAAAAGCCAAGAAGGGCUCUAAAGGUGCAGCCAGUGAUGCGCCAAAAGCUUCAACACUCAGCAAAGAAGUCAAGUCAACAACCGUGGUUGGUGCAAAUAUACUCAAGGAUGGAGCGGAUCCAAAAAUCUUGCCGGAUUCCGAGUACCCUGAUUGGCUGUGGCAUCUGCUUGAUAAACGUCCAGCAUUGAGUGAGCUAAGACGGAAAAACAUUGAAACACUUCCUUACGAAGAUCUUAAACGCUUUGUGAAGUUGGACAACCGAGCUCGUAUAAAAGAAAACAAUUCGGUGAAGGCCAAAAAUUGAUGGUAGUAUAAAAGUACUUUCUACUAAACCUUAUUUCCUUAUCAAGAAUGAUGCGCCUAAUCUUCUAAGAUUACAUAUAUUGAUUGAUUUGCAUUGUGCAAUGAUGGAAUUGAAAUUAUGUUAAAGCGCAAAUAAUUAAGCAAUCUCCAUGUUUCCAAA
This is a messenger RNA of Hibiscus syriacus, 708 nucleotides long. RefSeq names its product 54S ribosomal protein L37, mitochondrial-like. Gene Ontology annotation, molecular function: structural constituent of ribosome. The transcript is spliced from 2 exons. The record is from RefSeq and is a predicted model, not a curated record. NCBI's taxonomy places the organism in Eukaryota, Viridiplantae, Streptophyta, Magnoliopsida, Malvales, Malvaceae. Gene Ontology annotation, cellular component: mitochondrial large ribosomal subunit. Bases 154 to 549 code for a protein of 131 amino acids.